AUGGCGCUCAUGCAGAGCACCUCCCCACUCGCGUUCCUCCCUUCCUUGACCAGCAGGAAACAGCAGGUCCGGCCAGAUGCUCAUUUGCCCACCUGUCCUUCUUGGAUAGUUUUCCUCAUCAUGACGCUUCUGAGGCACAUCGACCAUUUUGUACCUCGAGAAACUAACCAGGGACUUGGUCCUUCCACCAGCCCCGGGCUGGCUUAG
Rangifer tarandus platyrhynchus (Svalbard reindeer) is the source of this 207-nucleotide messenger RNA. The record is from the annotation of a GenBank genome assembly. Lineage: Eukaryota; Metazoa; Chordata; Mammalia; Artiodactyla; Cervidae.